UACUGAGCAACAAAACAACAACUGCCGCCUGCAACUCUACUGCCAAAAUAUUCCGCACCCGCACAACACGAAGUCUCUUCCUCCGCCGAAACCUACUUUCUCCCAGAAAAACAUCCACCAAAAACCCUGUCAAUUACGCCGCAUGUCAUUUCUCCGUUGAAUUGCCGAAUUUGGGUUUUUCUCCCGCCAGGCGUUAUUCUGCUGUCUUGGUCUUGGGGAGCUGUCCAGCUACCAAUUAUCGUCCUCUGUCUCUCGGUUCUAGGGUUUCUCAGUUCAUGGACAAAGUUCCUUCAUUUCUGUGCUGAAUUCUUCUGCUAUUGUUGUUGUUGGUGUUGGUGGUGUUGUUGUUUACUUCUUUGUGACGGAUCAGAUGCAGAAGGAUUACCCUAGCAAGAUUGAGGAUGAGCAGCGUUCUGCUAAUUCUCCGCCCCGACCUGCUGCAGACCUCCGUCUGGAUGUGCAGGACGUUGAUCUCCCUUCCAACCCCACUGUAGAAGCAAAAAAAGAAGAAAAGCCGGUGUUUUGCUCCACGGCCUCUGUUGCCACUUCUCAACCUAGCUGUGUGGUGGUGGUAGUUAAUGAGGAUGAAUCGCCUUUGCCCUCUGCUCAGGAUCCUCCCUUGAAGCCCUGUAUCUCUAGGUCUUCGAGUUCUCAUGAGCAGUGCAGAGUGUGUCAGCAAGACAAGGAAGAGGUUCUCAUUGAUUUGGGGUGCAAAUGUAAAGGGGGGCUUGCUAAAUCCCACCGUUCGUGUAUCGAUGCUUGGUUCCUGACCAGGGGAUCAAAUAAGUGCGAGAUAUGCCAAGAUAUUGCGGUCAAUGUGCCCCCUCCAGAAUCUCAACCAAGUCAGACAAACUACUGGGUGUGGAGGCUUGAUCCAACCUACAGACCUCGAGACAGGGAAAGGGGUUGUUUUAGUCCUCUCUGGGUGGCAUUCUCCAUUCUCAUCGGUGGCCUCUUGUUGGAUGUGCUGAUCUCCAUCACCCUCGGAGUUUCUGCUCUUCCCGUCAACAUAAUAAUUGGCGUGAUCGUUGUGCUUGGACUUGGAACAGCUCUUCGGUUGGCUCUGGAAUUCUGCCACGAAUGGAGUUUCAGGAGAGCAGUUCACAGGGUUGAUGCAAAUGUGAACCUCGGGUAUCAUCCCACAUUAUAGGUGCAACUAGGUGGCUGUACAGAGAAGAAUCACACAACCGGAUGGACCCGCUGUUACAUCCUUUCCAGUGUAUGUAUAGUUAAGUGGUAAACUGUCAUGCAUACUAUCUGUCGUUUUUGCUUUGAGCACCAUCGCCUCUCAUCCCAAAUUGAGCACGGCUGCUGUGGUGAAAGCCGAUGGUGGUGAACUGGGGAACAAGCCCCGUGAAUAUGAGAUAGCCAAGAUGGCGAAAGCCGGUCUUCGUUUCGCUAGAAUAUCGAUUAUUACUUUCAAUAAACGGUCAGUUAUUAAUUGUUAUUCUUUGCUCUAUAUGUUCUUCAUAGAACUAUGUUUUCAUCGAUCAUUGUAGUGAUGGAAAGAGGAAUGCAGGAGGGUUGCUCGGUUGUUCGUCGUUCUUUUUCCUAUGAAUGUAGGUGUCAUGAAGGAAAAGGAAAAGUCCAGAAGACUAUUUUUAGUAUGAAUGAGAGGUUUGU
Messenger RNA from Linum tenue, 1623 nucleotides. The record is from the annotation of a GenBank genome assembly. NCBI's taxonomy places the organism in Eukaryota, Viridiplantae, Streptophyta, Magnoliopsida, Malpighiales, Linaceae.